CAAAACGCCUCCUUUGCCGUCCUGCUCCCUGGAUUUUUUAUAAAUAGUCUCCAUCUUAUGGCGAACGCCUCCGCCGUUUCGUGAUCAAGAAGAAAUGAUUCCUGCGUCCCGACGGUAGACCCAACGCCUCGAAUUGCCGCCAUUCGUCCGUAAAAUUACGGCUUAUCUGCAUUCAUCUCUCUAACGCCCGCCGGCCUCCUGCUCACAUAGAAGGCUCUCUCUCUCUGCAUCUUUUCAGGUUAUAGAUAGCAUUCUCCUCCUCUCAGGUUCGCAAGUUUUGAUUUCAUUACGAUGAAGCUGCCACACCGAUUCGGUCUUCUACUUCUCUGUUUGUCUUCCUACACCUGGAGCCUUAGCUUUUCAUGGCCCUUUUCGUCUACUCCUUCUCCCCCUCCUCGCACGAACAAGCAAAUUGGCGAGGGUUUUACCGAUAAAGAAUUGAAAAGCACUUUCUCCAUAGGCAGCACUGAUGACGUGAAGGCCAUGAAGCUUUUGGAGAAGGCAAAGAGGAAGCUUGCAACGCCCGACACUUGCUGGCACAGAGCUUACAACCAACUUUUUUCUGGUUGUUCGGAAAUAAUGUCCAGUAACGAGAAGCAAGAAAGAUUGGCUUGGAUGCUCAGCGACUGCUUCCAAGUGGAUUCUGGGAGGCGCGGCUUCCCGUCCUGUGAAGCAACUGGGCCGAUGAAGAAUUGCCUGAAGAGAUUGGAUGAAACAGAGCACAAAGUAUUUCUCGAGUUUUAUCUCGAAACCAACUCAAUCUGCCACCAAUUACAAAACGAUGCGUUCCGGCACAAUACAGAGAGACUUGUCAAUGACCUGGUGAAGGCUGCUCAUUCAGCGGAGGAUAAAUUGGAUAUAAUUGAAGAAAGAUCAGAAGAAUUAUUACGGGAUUCCAUUAAGAUACACGACUCAUUGACUUCGGUGGAGUUUCAGACCCGAAAUUUAGCAGAUUCAUCAAAGGGCGUGGAGACUCAAAUUCGCGACGUUUUGAAAAACUCUGAAGCAAUAUUCGAGCAGUCGAAGGAUAUUUCAGCUUCUCAAAUGGAACUGAGAGACCGACAGAAAGAAAUGAAAGAGAAGAUCGAGUCGGGGAUGACUCUGCUUCAGGAUUCCCACAAGAUUUUGGGAGAUGAUAUGGCGAAAUUGAAGAGUGACACUUCAGAGAUUAACAGGGAGAUAAGAAGAGUUGGGGAUUCUAUGACUUACAGCAUGCAAAACCUUCAAAGUACAGCGGAUGAUAUCGGUAGUGUUACAGGCUUGUCAUUGGAGAAACAAAAGAAGCUACUUGAGGGGCAGGCGGCAGCAAUGGCGGGACUGGAUUUCCUCACAUCUUUCCAAUCCAAAGCUCUUGAAGAGAGCCGGGAUAAUCUCAAAAAAUUAGCAGACUUUGGACACAAGCAACAGGAGGAGCUACUAAAAAGGCAGGAUCAGAUUCAACAGGCUCAUGAUCGGCUAAUCCAAAAUUCACAAUCAAUUCUUUCUGCCCAGGAAGAGUUUGAAGCGAAGCAAGCAAGUAUUUUUACUGCUCUUGAGAAGCUCUUUAUGCUCCAUAAUGCUCUGCUCACUGAAUCCCGCUUCAUUAAAGCAUUCUUCUUCUACUCGUGUGUGAUCUUUCUCCUUUAUAUGCUCACCAGUGCGAAGCAGACUUCCCGCAUCCGGGCUCGUCUCUACUUAGGCCUUUGCAUCACAUUUGUGGUUGAAAUUGCUAUAAUUAAAUAUAGCUUUCUGAACUCCAUUCAUCAAAGUUGGCUAUUGUCAAGGGUGUGGAUGGCAAGAUCAUCAUUCCUAGUUGUUGCCUCCACUCUUAUCCUUCAUUCCAUCUUUACUUUCAGAGAUUAUGAGGUGUUAAAUCACCAAUUGCUGCAACUUUUACUCCAAAAAGUUCAGAUAAUGGAGCAGAACUCAGGGCGCAAGUACUUGUAUCUUGAUUGUGAUGAGGGUGAAACGAGCUGGAGUGGAUAUUCGUGGAUCGAUGAGGAAUUGCAGGAAGAUGUGGAGGAGGACAUGGAGGCCGAUCCUAACUAUGCUUUGCCAGAAGAAGUUGGUGAGAAUUCCAUCAUGACUACGAGCUCCGCAGGCAGAAAAUACUACAAUCUUCGCCCACGAAGAAGAAAAUGGUGAUUUAUGAGCCGUGGGGAGAGAAUAUAUUGCAGGAUUUGUAUUAUUUGUAUGAAAUGGACUAAUAAACUAAUUGCUAAUUUAGUGAAGUUUAUAGUUGUCUUGGACCCUUGGUACAAUUAUAUUUAUUAUGA
Messenger RNA from Phalaenopsis equestris, 2255 nucleotides. Its product is annotated as protein GAMETE EXPRESSED 1. The transcript has 8 exons. NCBI's taxonomy places the organism in Eukaryota, Viridiplantae, Streptophyta, Magnoliopsida, Asparagales, Orchidaceae. The coding region runs from base 292 to 2124 and encodes 610 amino acids. The record is from RefSeq and is a predicted model, not a curated record.